GGUGAUCCCUGCAUUGAUGAAUGAUAAUGACAAAAACCGGGGUUUCGAACGGCUAGUGUCAAUUAUCAGUAGUCGAAUUUUUUACCGCUCACUCAGUGCAGUACUACAAGUACUAUGGUUCUUUGCCCGAAUAGGAACUUUUAUGUUCUGUAUUGCCAUGCUCGCUGCACUCCGUUCUUCUAUCGACGAAAAUGUCGAAAAUGCACCCAUCGUCGAAAAUGCACCCAUCGUCGAAAAUGCAGAUAACCGAGUACUAUAUUUCGCACUUAAUCCAUAUGGUCUCGCAUCUGUCUGUUAUAUCGAUAACGAAAAUACCGUGUGGCGUCUUGUUCUUGGUUUUGGAGCCAUUCAAGUCUUAAUAGCUUUCUUCUUUCGUCAUGUGACAGAUGUCAGGCAAACCCCCGAACAGGCUAACCGUAGUAUAUAUCGAAUCGUAAAUGAGCAGGAAAUCUGCUAUCGUCAAACAGAGCAAGAAAAUAUAAGAGAAACAGGCUUGACUGAGUUUUACUGUCAUCAGUAUAUCCUUUUAUGGAAAUGGAUUAGGAUAUAA
Paraglomus brasilianum is the source of this 550-nucleotide messenger RNA. Lineage: Eukaryota; Fungi; Glomeromycota; Glomeromycetes; Paraglomerales; Paraglomeraceae. The record is from the annotation of a GenBank genome assembly.